AGACUGCAGACUUCAUCACAUCCUCCCUCAAGACAACAACCCUCAAUCGAUCGAUCCUUCUUUUUUUUUUUCUUCUUCUUCUUUCUCUCUUCUUGAUGAUGGAAAUUUGGAGACUUCUGGCUAUAAUCGGCACUGUGAGCGUCCUCGUAUGCAGCGCUCAAGGAAGGUCUUUAACUCUUGAUAAGGAACAUCGGAUUUCCAACAACUGGGAGGACGAACCUUUGGUGGACACGCUAGCGAGCGAAGUGGCCGGUCUCAUCAAGAGAUCCAAAGCGCACCAGUUCUACGGUCUAAUGGGGAAACGUACCGAUAUCCCUCAGCGUACGAGACUGGGACAGAAAAGAAAUAAAGGAGAGAAGUUCGUUGGACUCAUGGGUAGAUCGUUAAGAGAAGAUACCUUCACGAGAACGAUCCCGGCCGAGACGAGGACAGAUACGCAAUCGGACAAGCGACCAGAUCUGUACGAGGAAUGGGACGACCCUCGAGAUUACGCCGCCGUGUGAACCUUUUCGUAUUCGGAAGAAAACAAAAGGCGUCGUUUUACGUGCAAAAUUAAACCUGGAGACGUGAAAUAAAUGAUUAUUUCUUGUUGCACAAAAAAGAUGUUUGUGUGUGUGUGUGUGUGUGUGUGUGUGUAAGAGAUAGAAGAA
Messenger RNA from Tachysurus fulvidraco (yellow catfish), 650 nucleotides. RefSeq lists its product as uncharacterized. The transcript is spliced from 6 exons. The record is from RefSeq and is a predicted model, not a curated record. NCBI's taxonomy places the organism in Eukaryota, Metazoa, Chordata, Actinopteri, Siluriformes, Bagridae. The coding region runs from base 96 to 503 and encodes 135 amino acids.